Messenger RNA from Nymphaea colorata (pocket water lily), 2304 nucleotides. Its product is annotated as cytochrome P450 90A1-like. The transcript has 9 exons. NCBI's taxonomy places the organism in Eukaryota, Viridiplantae, Streptophyta, Magnoliopsida, Nymphaeales, Nymphaeaceae. Gene Ontology annotation, biological process: multicellular organism development; brassinosteroid homeostasis; sterol metabolic process. The coding region runs from base 544 to 2055 and encodes 503 amino acids. Gene Ontology annotation, molecular function: heme binding; monooxygenase activity; iron ion binding. The record is from RefSeq and is a predicted model, not a curated record.
GGCGCCGGAGAGUGAAGCGAGCGAGAGAGCACUAGGCUCGAGGGACAAGAACAUUGGGCCAAGCGGGGAUGGCUCGAGGGAAACCGGCGAAUGCCCGCAGCACGCGGCCUCUAAAACAUGCCUCUUCUGCUUCGCUACACACCCACCGUCUCCAUCCGAUAGAGAUUUUCACCUUUGAAUUAAACUGCGGACUCUGGCGGAGACGACGACCUUCUCAUGCCUGCCUGCAACGUUCCCCGCCUGCACUCAACUCCUCCUUCUCUCAUCCCAUCCCCCAUUCUUAGCAAUGUAAUGUUCUCUUUUUUCACUUUACUCAAUCUCGACACUUUUUUUUUUUUUUUUGACGCACAUGUAGGUGCGAAAACAAUUAUAGAGGAGAGAGAGCAGCUUCUUGGUUCCACCUUCCGCUGCAGCUCCUGGUAAUCCGUCCAGUAAUCGGUAUCCGCCGUAUUAUUAUAUAAAUAGCUUACCUUGUAAGGGGGGAGGAGAAAAAGAAGAAGCGCAAGCGAAGGUGAUUUCUUUUUUUCUCUUCAUUUGUUGGCAAUGGCCGAUCUUUUCUUUCCUCCAACUCUGCUCCUCCUCUUCCUUUUGCUCUCUCUUCUCUUUCUGUACUUGAGCCAGAGGAGGAGGUGGGCCAGGGACGGCAUCCCCCCCGGCACUCUUGGGCUUCCUCUGUUGGGCGAGACGCUGAAACUCAUUUCGGCUUAUAAGACCACGAACCCGGAGCCUUUCAUCGACCAAAGGAGAGAUUGGUAUGGGGACCUGUUCACGACUCACGUGUUUGGGGAGACGACCAUAUUCUCCACAGAUGCGGAGGUGAACCGCUUCAUCCUGCAGAACGAAGGGAAGCUGUUCGUGAGCGACUACCCGACUUCCAUCUCUAACCUGCUGGGCAGGCACUCCCUCUUGCUGAUGAAAGGCGCCCUCCACAAGCGGAUGCAUUCUCUCACCAUGAGCUUCGCCAACUCUUCCAUCAUUCAGCAUCACCUCUUCGGCGACGUAGACAGGCUCGUCCGUCACAAUCUCCACUCCUGGGGGCACCGCGUCCUCCUUCAGGACGAGACCAAGAAGAUAACCUUUGAUCUGACGGUUAAGCAACUAAUGAGCUUCGACCCUGGGGAAUGGACUGAAAAGCUGAGGAAAGAGUAUCUGCAAGUCAUCGAAGGAUUCUUCUCCCUUCCCAUUCCCUUGUUCUUCACCACCUAUGGCAGAGCUCUUAAGGCACGAUCGAGAGUUGCGGAUGCUUUGAGAGCAAUUGUGGAGGAAAGGAGGGAGGAGAAGAGACAGACAUGGAGGGGGGAGGAGGAGGAGGAAGACGAGGUGCGGAAGCGGAGGAAGGACGAUAUGAUGGAAGCUCUGUUGCAAGAAGGACUAUCAGAUGAGGAGAUUGUGGAUUUCCUUUUGGCGGUUCUGGUUGCAGGCUACGAGACAACGUCCACGAUCAUGACUCUGACUGUCAAAUUCCUCUCUCAGAAUCCCCUGGCCUUGGCCCAACUAAAGGAAGAACACGAGGAGAUCCUGAGGAGAAAACAAGGUUCGCAAACAUUAGAGUGGAGCGAUUACAAGUCCAUGUCCUUCACACAAUGCGUGAUAAAUGAGACUCUGCGUGUUGCGAAUAUAAUUAGCGGUGUUUUCCGGAGAGCCGUGUGUGAUGUUCGGGUGAAAGGGUACACCAUUCCGAAAGACUGGAAGGUGUUCGCUUCUUUUCGCGCCGUCCAUCUCGACCCGCAACUCUACAGAGAGGCCCGAACCUUCGACCCAUGGAGAUGGCAGAGCAGCAGCGGCAGCGGCGGCGGCGGCGGAAAUGCAGCCGCCGCCUUCACUCCCUUCGGUGGAGGACCCCGUCUAUGCCCCGGCUACGAGCUCGCUCGAGUAGAGAUAUCCGUCUUCCUCCACCACCUUCUUACUGCCUUCAGUUGGAAGGAGGCCGAGGAAGACAUGCUAGUUUUCUUCCCCACCACCAGAACUCUGAAGCGCUACCCCAUCAACGUCGUCAGGAACAGUGCUGCUUCCCACCGCACGGCCUCCAACACCACCUGCCUCUCAACUAAUUGAAGACAAGAGGCGAUGGAUGGUGAGCUGGAGGGUUGAUUAAUUUCUUGACUUGCAAGGCUUACCAUGAGUGCUGGGUGCUGAUGAUCUAACCUCGCCUGCACAUGUCAUGCUGCUGAAGUUAUGUGUUCGGUAGUGGGCGAACUAUAUGUAUAUACACACAUGACUUGUCUCAAAGAAUGUAUUUUACAUAUAGCAUUUAUAUAAGAUUUAGAACAAGGAGCAGCUUCUGCUGUGUCGACCAGUGAUGUA